Impatiens glandulifera is the source of this 1525-nucleotide messenger RNA. Its product is annotated as putative pentatricopeptide repeat-containing protein At1g53330. The transcript has a single exon. Lineage: Eukaryota; Viridiplantae; Streptophyta; Magnoliopsida; Ericales; Balsaminaceae. The record is from RefSeq and is a predicted model, not a curated record. Gene Ontology annotation, molecular function: protein binding. Bases 57 to 1490 code for a protein of 477 amino acids.
UUCCCCUGCCUCCCUCCCUCCCCUUUGCGCCGAUUAACAGUUUCCAAAGAAGAAAAAUGGGUUUGCUCAAGGUCAAAGGGAUCAUCCCCAUCUCUUCUUUCCGUCUCUCCUCUCUUCUCCGCCUUCAGAAAGAUCCCAAGAUUGCUCUCCAACUCUUCCUAUACCCUAAUAAUGAAGAUGAUCAACAACAAUCGAAGCCCUUCCGCUACACUCUCCGCAAUUACGACCUCAUCAUCAACAUACUCGGCCGCGCUAAAAUGUUCGACGAGAUGGAUCACAUCGUCCAACGAAUGCACAAUGAAACCCGUUUCGUCCCUAAAGAGAUCAUCUUCUGUAACAUCAUAUCCUUCUAUGGUCGUGCUUCCCUCCCUGAUCAAGCUAUUCGUGUUUUUCUUCAAAUACCAUCAUUCCAUUGCCAUCAAACUCUAAGGUCUGUUAACACACUCUUGAAUGCUCUCUUGGACUGCCGACAAUUCGAUCAAAUGAUGUCAUUGUUUCUAUCUAUGAAAGAGUUAUGUGAACCCGAUGUCUGUACUUAUAAUAUAAUGAUGAAUGCUUUCUCUACUUGCGAUGAUUUGGAUAAUGCUUGGAAGAUGUUUGAUGAAAUGAAAAGGAAUGGAAUUGAACCGAAUGUGGUGACUUUUGCUACUCUGAUUAAUGCACUAUGUAAGAUGUCUUGUUUUGAAGAAGCAUUCAAGUUGAAAAAGGAAAUGGUUAGUGUUUAUAGGAUUCAACCAAAUGGGUAUAUCUAUGCAUCAUUGGUCAAGAUUCUAUGUAAGAUGGAUAAAUUGAGUUUAGCUUUCAAACUUAAAGAUGAGAUGUUGAAAAGCAAGAAUGGUGUGAAAUCCUCUGUUUACACUUCCUUAAUCAGCUCACUCUAUAAAGUGGGUCGUGGAAAAGAGGUUAAAUUUCUUCUCGAGGAAAUGAAAAUCUACGGGUGUGCACCCGUCACAGCAACCUAUAAUUCGAUCAUCCAUGGAUUAUGUAUCGAGAAGGAUUUCAAGGCUGCGUUUGCUGUAAUAGAUGAUAUGGAAAAUAAGUUCGGUAGAAGGGCGGAUACAGUAAGUUAUAACACACUUAUUUGUGGACUUAUGAAGGAUGGGAGAUGGAAUGAAGCAAAUGAUGUGUUUAAGGAUAUGCCUAGAAAAAGAUGUUUGCCUGAUAUUGUUACUUAUCGAACUCUUUUUAGUGGGUUUUGUGCGAUGAUGCAGCUUGAAGAAGCUGCGCUUAUUCUCGAUGAAAUGAUUUUCAAGGGAUAUAAGCCUUACGCCCCGAGCGUGACAAAGUUUAUCGAAUGUCUUUGCGACAGCGGGGAUGUGAAUUUAUUGGGGAAAGUUGUGGAAAUACUUGCGAAAGGAAAUGUUAUAGAUGUUCUAACAUGGUUUGCUGUUGUUCCAAUUGUUUGCAAGAAUGAGAAGCAAUUGAAUUCUUCUUCUUCUAAUAAGCUUGUUGAUGUAUUAUUGACACCAAGAUUAGAAGAUUACAAGUAAGUUGUAGUUUUUAUUAUAUUAUUAUGUAAUUUAAA